This is a messenger RNA of Armigeres subalbatus, 2989 nucleotides long. RefSeq names its product RNA-binding protein 1-like. Gene Ontology annotation, biological process: mRNA splicing, via spliceosome. Lineage: Eukaryota; Metazoa; Arthropoda; Insecta; Diptera; Culicidae. Bases 185 to 751 code for a protein of 188 amino acids. Gene Ontology annotation, cellular component: nuclear speck. The record is from RefSeq and is a predicted model, not a curated record. The transcript is spliced from 5 exons. Gene Ontology annotation, molecular function: RNA binding.
GUCAGGUUGAUGUCUUUCGAAAGCAAAAGUUGAUCGUCAUCUGCAAAAAUAGCACGCUCUUCUAGUUAGCUGCGUGAAAAAGUUCCAAACAUCGUAAAAUCAAUCUUCAAAUCGUACCAAAGUGCUGGUAAUUUGUAGCCGGUAGUACGUUUUACUCGAGCAAUCCAAACAACAUUUUAUAGCAAUGGCACGCUAUCGCGAGUGGGACCUCCAGUGCAAGGUCUACGUCGGUAAUCUGGGAUCGUCCGCCUCGAAGCACGAGAUCGAAAGCGCCUUCGGAAAGUACGGCCCACUGAGGAACGUCUGGGUGGCUCGCAACCCGCCAGGUUUCGCGUUCGUCGAAUUCGAGGACAAACGGGACGCCGAAGAUGCAGUUCGAUCGCUAGACGGAACGAGAUGUUGUGGAACCCGAAUCCGAGUGGAGAUGUCCUCUGGCCGAACCCGCCGCGAUGACCGCAGACGGCCGCCCCGCCGUUCGUACAGACUUGUUCGCUUUCUCGCCGUGCAAGCUCUUCAAGUAGUCUCCCAUCUACUGCCAAAAGUGCAACCGCCUCAACCGUCACCACAAACAUCACUUCUUCUACCGCCACAACUACUGCAAUCGCCAACGUCAGCACUUCAACAACUGCUGCAUCGUUCGACGACAUCGCUGCUGCUGCUGCCGCUGAAAACAAGCUUCUCAACUUGCUCUCAACCGCAGCAACAACAACCACAACGACGAAAUUUAUUGAAAUUUAUUCUUCCGACCUGAGGGAAAGCGGACAUCCCUUUCAACCGGGCGGAACCUAAUUUUGCUUGGGCCACACUACAAGCAACACUUCACUGAUCGGUGAGCACACGCCUUUGAACGGUGUGCUGAAAGCAAACUCGAUCCUUCGAUGGACACCUUCGCGCGGUUGUGCGACCAAUCAACGAUCUUCCCCACCUCCGAAGGCGAGCUCCGACGAUCUUCCGGGUUUCUUCUCCCAACUGUCAACCGCACGUCUUUCUUCAUCCACCACGACCGUCCGAAACCGAGCGCUACCAACUCUACGGCUACUCAUCUCAUCAGUCUUCCGAAUUGCUCUUCCUACUACUCUACGACACCAUCGUGACAGCCCUUCUACUACUACUACCACCAUCACCACAAAAAAAAACACCAACCACCAGCCACCUAUAAUACUACCGCUUCUAGUAUCGAAAUGUGUAGUGCGCCAAAGCAAAUCGCUAUCUGCAAUCGACCACGCGCCCUUCUAACUCCGCGUAACCAUCCGUAAAGCGCAUAAACAAAAAAAAACCAGCGCUGUAGAUAGUCACCAGCACGUCCAAUUUGUGGUCGUCAUCCGUCGUCGUCUUCAAAUCCUGGUCAUCAUGGUCUACACCACCAAAUCAACCAAGCAACCAACAUCCUAGCUUUUUCGAAAAGAGAGAGAGUUUCGCCACAGGCCGUGUCCACCACAACACACAAAACCAAACUGUAUUAUGCCUGCGACCCACACACUCGUCCCUUGGAAAAGCAGUUUACAAGCGUUGUUUUGCUCUUUAUUUGUUAAUUGUUUUCAUUUAUUUUUUGUUAAUUAGAAGUAGUUUAGAAAUGAUGACCGAUGGCGUAUUUCUUUACGCAAUGUUUGUAGUUCGUUCCAAUUUCUCUCCGAUUCUAACAAUCAUCUGGUCAUUAUCUAAUACCCAAAUAGAAAACUCGGGCUGGUAACUUGAUUUGGCAAUCUUUGAGGGAAAUCAAAUGUUUAGAAUUGUUUCUUUUUGUGAUACCAAAACUUUGGUAUUUCAUGCAAUGGAUUAUCUUCUUGAAUUAUUUUUCAGUAGUUUCGUGGUAUCACAAACAAACCAAUACUUCUAAUUCGACCAAUAUCAGCGCAGUGUCUCUCCAUUUCUGACAACACUUCUGUUAGUUGCUUUGAAUAAUAGAAAUACCUACGCGUGAAAUCAACAAAUUGUUGUCCAAAACGGAAAUGGCAAUUCAUUUGUUUGGGUUUGUUUAAAAACCGACUACAUAUAUCCCCUAUUUUUGUUUACGGACAACUAAAAGUGUUUUUGAACGUAAACAUGAAUACGGGCAUUAAAUUAGCUGAAAUUAUAUUAAUCGAAAUAAUCCAUUAUUACUUAAUCUUUUUCCAUAGUUUCUCGCUAUACUUUUUGAGCGACCACCAGCCUUGAAUGGUUAAUUUAAAUUUUCAACUCAAUCUGUUCAUCAUCCAGUAGCAUUUCUUGUAUUUUACUCCACCCAAAUCACAUAAAGUCGCCUUCCAACGGUUCGCCUUUUCAUCUUUCGUCAAUUGUGUUACUGCCGUUAAGAUUAUUGACUGCAUCUACAGCUAUUUGUGUGACGCAAUUAAACGAUCGAUGAGCCUCGAUCGCAAUAUCAGCCCAGCUUUAACCAAUCUGCAUCCAUCUCUCAUCAUCCCAUCAAAAUCGACGACACAUCACACAUCUAUCUACAACAACACACAUCUCUACCCCAACGAGACUCUUCUUCCGCCCGACAACCACCGAAAGCUGAACUACAGCAGCGCUCGUGCAUCGACACCAUUGUCCCGUUCUUCUGCCCGUCAGCUCACCUACAGAAUCGUUUCGACGCUCAUGAUGCCGCUCGUCAGCAUUCGCCAACUUUUACCAACUUCUACAAAUCUGCUAGCACUUUUCUUCCUGUACCAACUCGUGCGACGGGAGCCAAUCCACCAUAAACACGCGAGAUCACCUUGCUCUUACCGCCCACUUGCCCGGAAGCGAUUUCCAACAUCUUCUGGACCAACAUCAGGCUAGCACUGAACAAUGACUUCCGCGAACGCCGCCUCCGAAAGCUAUGAUCAGACCCCCACCCGCCAAGGAAGUCCUCGUUCGGUAUCGUCGAAUGGUUCCACCGCUUCCCAGUUCCCCGACAACUUCUCAGCCAUGUUGGCCAGCAUCGUUUGCCGCGCAACCACCAUCUCCAAUCGACUCCAAAUCCGCUUACUACAUGUGCUGUACGUUCUGCUCUUCUUUUCAACCAAAU